CAACAACCGCGUUUUACUGAAUCAUUUUAUCCAUCAUCAAUUCCCACAAUGCUCCGAGAGAUGACAAAAUAUUGAGGUUUUCUAGGUAUGAUGGCGCUAGGUGUUGUACACUAAAAAGAGAGUAACCUAAAAACCUGGAGGGACUUUUAUUAACUGCGAGGAAAAAACGGAGCGGCGAACUACUGAUGUUCAAAUCUAGCUGCUGAGAUUCAUGGAAAAAGGACACGACAACUCCACCAGUAUGGCAGCGUCAGAGCUGUACACAAAGUUUGCUCGGGUGUGGAUCCCUGAUGCAGAUGAGGUGUGGAAGUCAGCAGAGCUCACUAAGAACUACAAACAUGGAGAUUCCACCCUACACCUCACACUGGAGGAUGGAAUGGACAUUGAGCACAAGCUGGAUGAUAAGACAAAGAACCUUCCUCACCUCCGGAACCCUGACAUCCUGGUGGGGGAGAAUGACCUCACAGCUCUUAGCUACCUCCACGAGCCGGCCGUCCUGCACAACCUUAAAGUCCGCUUCACCGACUCCAAACUCAUCUACACAUACUGUGGUAUUGUGCUGGUGGCCAUUAAUCCCUAUGAGAACCUUCCCAUCUACGGUAGUGACAUCAUCAAUGCGUACAGUGGCCAGAACAUGGGAGACAUGGACCCUCACAUCUUCGCUGUGGCUGAGGAGGCUUACAAACAGAUGGCCAGAGAUGAGAGGAACCAGUCUAUAAUCGUAAGCGGUGAGUCGGGAGCAGGGAAGACUGUCUCAGCUAAAUACGCCAUGCGCUACUUUGCUACAGUCAGUGGAGCAGCCACAGAGGCCAACGUAGAGGAGAAGGUCCUCGCAUCCAACCCCAUCAUGGAGGCGAUAGGAAACGCUAAGACGACUCGUAACGACAACAGCAGUCGUUUCGGGAAGUACAUUGAGAUCGGCUUCGACAAACGCUACCGUAUCAUUGGAGCUAACAUGAGGACAUAUCUACUGGAGAAGUCUAGAGUGGUGUUUCAGGCGGACGAGGAGAGGAACUAUCAUAUCUUCUACCAGCUGUGUGCGUCCUCCCAUCUACCAGAGUUCAAGAAUCUGAAGCUAGGUAGUGCUGAUGUCUUCCACUGCACCAAUCAGGGCCGGAACCCGGUCAUCGAUGGAGUCGACGAUGCUAAAGAGAUGUGCACAACACAACAUGCCUUCUCACUGCUAGGCAUCAACGAGUUGAACCAGAAGGGGCUGUUCCAGGUCCUGGCUGCCAUCUUACAUCUGGGCAACGUGGAGAUCAAGGACCGAGACUCUGACAGCAGCAUCAUACCUCCCAAUAACCGCCACCUGACGGUGUUCUGUGAGCUGAUGGGCGUGACCUACCAGGACAUGUCUCAUUGGCUGUGCCACAAGAAGCUGAAGACAGCCCAGGAGACCUACAUCAAGCCCAUCCCUCGGCUGCAAGCCUCCAAUGCCCGCGACGCGCUCGCCAAACACAUCUACGCCAAAGUCUUCAACUGGAUCGUGGACCAUGUCAACAAAUCUCUACGCGCCACCGUCAAACAGCACUCCUUCAUAGGAGUCCUGGAUAUCUAUGGGUUUGAGACGUUUGAGAUCAACAGUUUUGAACAGUUCUGUAUCAACUAUGCUAACGAGAAACUGCAACAGCAGUUUAACAUGCAUGUGUUCAAGCUGGAGCAGGAGGAGUAUUUGAAGGAGCAGAUUCCCUGGACUCUGAUAGACUUCUAUGAUAACCAGCCAUGUAUCAACCUCAUAGAGGCCAAGAUGGGGGUACUCGACCUGCUGGACGAAGAGUGCAAGAUGCCUAAAGGUUCAGAUGACUCGUGGGCCCAGAAGCUGUAUAACACCCAUCUGAAGACCUGCUCUCUGUUUGAAAAACCUCGCAUGUCCAACAAAGCCUUCAUCAUACAGCACUUUGCUGACAAGGUGCAGUACCAGUGUGAUGGCUUUCUGGAGAAGAACAAGGACACGGUGAAUGAAGAGCAGAUCAAUGUCCUGAAGGCCAGCAAUUUGGACCUGCUAGUGGAGCUGUUUCAGGAUGAGGAGAAAGUGACCAGUCCAACAGGGACCGCUCCAGGAGGUCGAACACGACUCAGCGUCAAACCAAAAGAGGUCAGAUCUGGAGCAAGCAGCAAGGAGCACAAGAAGACUGUUGGCUGCCAGUUCCGGAACUCUCUGGCUAUGUUGAUGGAGACUCUGAAUGCGACCACUCCUCACUAUGUUCGCUGCAUCAAGCCCAACGACCUCAAGUUCCCCUUCACGUUUGACCCUAAGCGGGCGGUGCAGCAGCUCAGAGCCUGUGGUGUUCUGGAGACCAUCCGCAUCUCAGCCGCAGGCUUCCCAUCCAGAUGGACCUACCAGGAGUUCUUCAGUCGUUACCGGGUUCUGAUGAAGCAGAAAGACGUCCUGUCGGACAGGAGGCUGACCUGUAGGAACGUCCUGGAGAAACUGGUGCAGGACCAGGACAAGUACCAGUUUGGUAAGACUAAGAUCUUCUUCAGGGCUGGUCAGGUUGCCUACCUGGAGAAGCUGAGGGCUGAUAAGCUGAGGAAGGCGUGCGUCCGUAUCCAGAAGACCAUCCGCUGCUGGCUGGUACGCAAGAAGUACCUCCGAAAGAAGCAUGCUGCCAUCACCAUCCAGAGAUACACCCGCGGACACCAGGCCCGCUGUCUGGUUAAGUACAUGCGUCAGACCCUGGCAGCCAUCACUAUCCAGAAGUUCCAGAGGAUGUGUGUCCAGAGGAAAGUGUACCUACAGAAGCAGGCUGCUGCCCUGGUCAUGCAGACUAUCCUCAGAGCGUACAUGGCCCGACAGAAAUACCAAGGGUUGCUGCGUAACCACAAAGCUGUGUUCAUCCAGAAACACGUGCGUGGCUGGCUGGCCAGACAGCGGUACAAGCGCUCCCUGCGAGCCAUCGUCUAUCUGCAGUGCUGCAUUAGGAGGAUGAAGGCCAAGAAAGAGCUGAAGAAGCUGAAAAUCGAGGCCCGCUCCGUUGAACAUUUCAAGAAACUUAACGUUGGCAUGGAGAAUAAGAUCAUGCAGCUGCAGAGGAAGUUAGACGAACAGCCUAAAGACAACCGUGUGACCAGCGAGCGGCUGAACUGUCUGGAGACGUCCCACGCGGUGGAGAGUGAGAAGCUGAAGGUAGAGGUGUCUAAGCUGAAGGGGAUAGAAGAGGAAGCCAAGAACAACGCCAACCGUGUCACUUCCCUUCUGGAGCAGCUGGAGAGGCUGAGGAAGGAGCUGACCACCACCCAGAAAGAGAAGAAGACCAUUGAGGACUGGGCUACCAAGUACAGGGAUGAGAUGGAAAAGAUGGUCGCAGAGCUGAAGCAGCAGAAUGGUCUGCUGAAGACCGAGAAAGACGACCUGAACCGAAUGAUCAAGGAACAGAGCCAGCAGAUGACAGAGAAAAUGACUCGUGCAUUAGCGGAGGAGACUCAGCAGUUGGAGAGCGAUCUGAACGAGGAGAGGUCUCGCUACCAGAACCUCCUAACAGAACACCUGAGACUGGAGGAACGCUACGACGACCUCAAGGAAGAAAUCACUCUCUCUGUGAGCGUGCCCAAGCCCGGCCACAGGAGAACAGACUCCACCCACAGCAGCAACGGAUCAGAGUGCACCUACAACUCAGAGUUCGCCGAAUCAGAAGAAAGUUCCCGACAUGGAGAAGAUGUGACCCGGGGCAUGGACACGUCUCUGACUCUGAAGCUGCAGAAGCGCGUAACCGAGCUGGAGCAGGAGAAAUCCUCUCUCCGCAACGAGCUAGAAAACAAGGAGGAGCAGUUCCAGCGGGCUAGAGUCAGGGAUGAUGAGGAGCAUAAGAAAUCACGUGGAGCAGAACUGGAGUACGAGUCUCUCAAGCGCCAGGAGCUGGAUUCCGAGAACAAGAAGUUGAAGCACGACCUGACCGCCAUGAGGCAGAGCCUGCUCGGUAAUGCAGGCGCUGGGGCAGGGGCACCAGGAAGUCCACCCUACAAAGUUCUCAUGGACCAACUGAACUCCUCCUGCGAGGAGCUGGAGGUGCGGAAAGAGGAGGUGCUGAUUCUACGAUCUCAACUGGUCUCACAGAAGGAGGCCAUGCAGCACAAGGAUGAGAAGGAGACGAUGACGGAGCCAGUGCACUAUGCAGAGGAUGUCCAUAAGAUGAAGGACUCUGGUGCAAUCACUCAGGCUUAUCUAGGACUCAAAGAUACCAACAGACUGUUGGAGGGCCAGAUGCAGCAGCAGCGGCGUAGCUAUGACAACGAGGUGGAGGUGUUGCGAGGGGAGUUACAGAGUGUUAAAGAGGAGAAUAACCGUCAACAACAGCUGCUGGCCCAGAACCUGCAGCUCCCACCAGAGGCACGCAUAGAGGCUAGUCUACAGCAUGAGAUCACACGACUCACCAACGAAAACCUGGAGAUGCUGAGGACUGAGGAUCCAACAGCAUAUCGCAGCGCCAAAGUCAACAUAUUACGACGGAUGGUUGACCUCAUGGAACAGCUGGAGAAGCAGGAUAAAACUAUCCGUAAGCUUAAGAAACAGCUGAAGGUGUUCUCCAAGAAGAUUGGAGAAAUGGGAGCGGGCCAUGUUGAGACUAUAUCUCCGGGUCAGAUGGUUGAAGAGACGGUCCGUCCGGUGAACAUUCCUCGUCGCGAGAAAGACUUCCAGGGAAUGUUGGAGUACAAGAAGGAGGAUGAGCUGAAACUGGUUAAGAACCUCAUACUGGAGUUGAAGCCUCGUGGUGUAGCGGUGAAUCUGAUCCCAGGCCUGCCAGCCUACAUCCUCUUCAUGUGUCUGAGGCAUGCUGACUAUGUCAACGAUGACCAGAAGGUCAGGACGCUGCUCACAUCCACCAUCAACAGCAUCAAGAAGAUACUCAAGAAACGGGGGGAUGACUUUGAGACGGUCUCCUUCUGGCUGUCCAACACCUGUCGCUUCCUACACUGUCUGAAACAGUACAGCGGAGAUGAGUCGUUUAUGAAGCACAACACUCCUAAGCAGAAUGAUCACUGCCUGUCUAACUUUGACCUGGCUGAGUACCGACAGGUCCUCAGUGACCUGGCCAUUCAGAUCUACCAGCAGCUCAUCAAAUGCAUGGAGAACAUCCUACAGCCCAUGAUUGUCUCUGGCAUGUUGGAGCAUGAGACCAUCCAGGGUGUGUCGGGGGUUAAGCCGACCGGUCUGCGUAAACGGACAUCGAGCAUCGCUGACGAGGGAACCUACACGCUGGAAUCCAUCUUACGCCAACUCAGCGCUUUCCACUCCACCAUGUGUCAGCACGGCACUGACCCUGAACUCAUCAAACAGGUUGUGAAGCAGCAGUUCUACAUCAUUGGAGCUGUGACUCUCAACAAUCUACUGCUGCGUAAAGACAUGUGCUCCUGGAGCAAAGGCAUGCAGAUCAGGUAUAACGUGAGUCAGCUGGAGGAGUGGCUGCGUGACAAGUCUCUGAUGCUGUGUGGAGCCAAGGAGACUCUGGAGCCUCUGAUUCAGGCUGCUCAGCUGCUGCAAGUCAAGAAGAAGACGGACGAAGACGCCGAGGCCAUCUGCUCCAUGUGCAACAGCCUGUCCACAUCUCAGAUUGUGAAGGUGUUGAACCUGUACACUCCAGUCAACGAGUUUGAAGAGAGGGUGUCUGUUACCUUCAUACGAACCAUACAGACUCGUUUGCGGGACCGCUGUGAGACUCCUCAGCUGUUGAUGGACACUAAGAUCAUCUACCCAGUCACCUUCCCUUUCAACCCCUCCUCUCUGGCCCUGGAGACUAUCCAAAUACCAGGCUCCCUCAACCUAGCCUUCCUUACCCGCGUCUAACACACACACACACAACUAAUAGAUAGGCUAUACAUAUGUACACACGCAUACACAAAGCAUUCUCUUCCUAACACAUCCAAACACUUACAUAUAGUGCACACACACAUACACACGCUCAGCUUCCACCCUACGGUAGUCUUUAUAUCAGUAGUUGAAAGCCCAUCCUCCGCGUGUACAAAUGCUCAACUCUAAGAGAAUGCACCGCUACAGGCCACCUUUUCUCCUAUCUUACCCCCUUUUACUAAGCUCCCCACCUACAACCCCAUUUAAGACCUAGUACCGUGUUCCCCCAGUCCUCUUUUCUCCUCUUUGUUCUCUUCUCAAUAGUGUAGUGUUUUCUAGCAGUCCGGUUCUCCCAUAGGAAUGUAUUACGGUACACUUAAGCUAACUGUCCAGGGCUAGCAUCACAGCUAGCUAGCUCCUUCAGCUAAGCUCAGCUAGCAUCUGUUGUGUUAUGAUAGGAUGCUAGCGCUUCCACAGUUUUCUAGCUAGCAUCAGUUUUGAGUAUAUCGUUAUCAACUCACCCACUGAACACAUUCAAGCCAAGUGCAGUACCCAUUGUCUGUACCAUACUUUUAUACAUAUAUAAAUACAUAUAAAUAUUAAUAUAUAUAUAUAUCAAGCUAGGGUGUUUUAUUUAUUGCAUUUAUCUCACUCCCUCCACUAUUUAAUGUGGCUUUUUAUUUGUUUAGCUCAUGAUGUAUUGUGCUUUAAUAUCUCUCUGCCGUUGCUUUGUCCUGCUUUAACCUGCUUCUCUAGUAGAUCUGCACUUCAGCACCACUGCACCAGAGGUUGAAAUAGAGGAUUAGACUGGAACAGAGGUUGAAAUAGAGGAUUAGACUGGAACAGAGGUUGAAAUAGAGGAUUAGACUGGAACAGAGGUUGAAAUAGAGGAUUAGACUGGAACAGAGGUUGAAAUAGAGGAUUAGACUGGAACAGAGGUUGAAAUAGAGGAUUAGACUGGAACAGAGGUCGAAAUAGAGGAUUAGACUGGAACAGAGGUCGAAAUAGAGGAUUAGACUGGAACAGAGGUCGAAAUAGAGGAUUAGACUGGAACAGAGGUCGAAAUAGAGGAUUAGACUGGAACAGAGGUCGAAAUAGAGGAUUAGACUGGAACAGAGGUCGAAAUAGAGGAUUAGACUGGAACAGAGGUCGAAAUAGAGGAUUAGACUGGAACAGAGGUCGAAAUAGAGGAUUAGACUGGAACAGAGGUCG
Messenger RNA from Oncorhynchus gorbuscha (pink salmon), 6997 nucleotides. RefSeq names its product myosin VAa (gene myo5aa). Gene Ontology annotation, biological process: actin filament organization; vesicle transport along actin filament. Gene Ontology annotation, cellular component: actin cytoskeleton; vesicle; myosin complex. Bases 212 to 5782 code for a protein of 1856 amino acids. The transcript has 42 exons. Gene Ontology annotation, molecular function: ATP binding; microfilament motor activity; actin filament binding. Lineage: Eukaryota; Metazoa; Chordata; Actinopteri; Salmoniformes; Salmonidae. The record is from RefSeq and is a predicted model, not a curated record.